Penicillium coprophilum is the source of this 735-nucleotide messenger RNA. RefSeq lists its product as uncharacterized. The transcript has a single exon. The record is from RefSeq and is a predicted model, not a curated record. Lineage: Eukaryota; Fungi; Ascomycota; Eurotiomycetes; Eurotiales; Aspergillaceae. The coding region runs from base 1 to 735 and encodes 244 amino acids.
AUGCUUCAAGACCGACUGAACGACGCCGCCAUUAGUCUCCACCGAGCUCUCAGCCAGAAUAAUGUGCAAUUUGGUAUCUUUGGCGGCUAUGCGAUUGGAGUACUUGGUGGUGCCCGCGAAAGCAAGGAUAUAGACUGCCUUGCAUCCAUAUCCAAACCGCAGGUUGUUGCUCUGCUCAAUGGGAAAGAUGGAUUCACAGUGAUUCCACAAACCCGCCAGGAUUAUGUUGCAUUUCUCUGGUCCGACAAACCUGAUCACAGUAAUCCGGUGCUUGUAGAAAUAUUUUGUGAACAAUUUUCCGGUAUUAUCUUUUCUCGCUAUCAAUCGACGCAUGCUGAUAAUUAUGCUUUAGGCUCUCGACACACCAUGAGAGAUAUACAAGCCACUGUCCGAACUGUGAAUGGGCAGAAGCUUGGGAGUGGUCUUUCAUGUUUUCUUGAUCCAUUCUAUCUGUUCAAAGGGAAGCUUCGUGCUGCUGCAACUCGAGCUAAGUUCCAUGACUCAGCAGAUCUUCGCUGGUUGGAAGGUCGACACGGUGCUGCAAUCCAGGCACGAAAAACUGAAUUGAGUCUUCAAUACAUCGGGCUGGCAAUAAAGCGAUAUCCCGAGCUCGAGAUGUUAUUCACGAGACUCAACGUUGAUCUUGCAGGUGCUCAAAAUUCUGCACGAAAUCUAGAGCUAUCCAAACUCCCAGCGCCGGCACCUGGAGAUGUCCAGCAUGGACUACUAGGGUAG